Molecule: messenger RNA, 849 nt
Organism: Aethina tumida (small hive beetle)
Lineage: Eukaryota; Metazoa; Arthropoda; Insecta; Coleoptera; Nitidulidae
Product: pyridoxal phosphate homeostasis protein-like
Exons: 4
Coding region: 28-774 (248 amino acids)
Cellular component (GO): intracellular anatomical structure
Molecular function (GO): pyridoxal phosphate binding
Source: RefSeq, a predicted model, not a curated record
CAGACCAGCCAGGUUGUAUUAAAAAUAAUGUCGGAAAACGACGUUAGACAAGCCCUAGGGGUAGUUUUAAACAAAAUUGAACAAGCUUGUCAACGCAGGAGACCCGAAUUGCAAAAUGUUACCCCUCUACUGGUAGCUGCAAGCAAAUUCAAAUCCGUUGAUUACAUAUUAGAAGCCUAUAAAGAAGGUCAAAGACACUUUGGAGAAAACUAUGUGCAAGAACUGAUAGAAAAGGCCAACAAUCCUGUUAUCUUGGAGAAAUGUAAGGACAUUAAGUGGCACUUCAUUGGCCAUUUGCAGUCCAACAAAGUCAACAAAAUCUUGUGUGUGCCCAAUUUGCAUAUGAUUGAAACUGUUCAUUCACAAAAGCUUGCUGCUCAGAUAAAUGAGAGUUGGCCCAAAUUUGGAUCACCUGAUACUAAACUCAAAAUAUUUAUCCAAGUUAACACUAGCGGAGAGGCAGAAAAAAGUGGAAUUGAACCAAAAGAAGUUUGUAACCUGGCAAAGUACAUUUUGGAUGAUUGUCCCAAUUUGCAAUUACAUGGGCUAAUGACUAUUGGCAAAUAUGGCUAUGAUCCAAAGGAUGGACCAAAUCCUGAUUUUAUCACCUUAUUAAAAUGCAGAGAUAAUUUGUGUAAAACUCUUAGUUUAGAUUGGAAAAAUAUCAAUCUCUCAAUGGGCAUGUCUAGUGACUACGAGCAAGCUAUUGAAAUGGGAAGCACCAAUGUGAGAGUUGGUACAAGUAUAUUUGGUGAAAGGCCUCAAAUAAACUAACAAUUACAAAAUUGAUGUGAUAUAUUUUUAUUGUUAAUUUAUUAACAAUGUGAUUAAUAAAUAAUUUCAAAAGAA